Molecule: messenger RNA, 1666 nt
Organism: Cotesia glomerata
Lineage: Eukaryota; Metazoa; Arthropoda; Insecta; Hymenoptera; Braconidae
Product: retinol-binding protein pinta-like
Exons: 7
Coding region: 658-1584 (308 amino acids)
Cellular component (GO): membrane
Molecular function (GO): phosphatidylinositol bisphosphate binding
Source: RefSeq, a predicted model, not a curated record
UUUUAUAAGCCCGUUAUCUGACAUUGUCAUUCUUAUCUGAAAAAUGAGCUAAUACAAUAUAUAUUUUUUUUAAUUUUCGAUCCACAAGUGUGCGUACACUUGGUUUACUGACGUGUCAGUUUAUAAACUACCUACAUAAACGUUAGCAAUUAAGACGUGACAGUAUUGAAUCAAAUUGUUAUUUAAAACCGAAAGCGAGCACGUAUAAAUAUAAAUAUAAAUAUGUACCGCUGCGUGGAUCACGUGAUUAGACUAACAAUUUGAAAAUGUAAUAGCUACUGACUUGUCUAUGAUAACAUUCGGUUAUCAUUAAUAUAACUCGGUUGACUUGUCUACCGGUCGGUGAUAGUCUUCAGUUACUCUGCAAGAUUGAAAGGUUUGACUUUCAAUCAAAGUUUGCUUGACACCGUUAUCUUUCUCAAUAAACUUUUUGUAAAACCAGUUAUUAUUCUUUAAAAUUAAUUCUCCAGACGUUUAUUUUUUUACCGAGAUGAAAUAUCGAUACUUUGAUUAAUUGAAAUAAUAAAAGGAAAAAUUAUAUUUGAUGUUCAAUAUAGUGAAAGUGUAUUUAAUGAUCAUUGAACGUAUACAGAAGCGUGAAUUUCAGUAGACGAGAUUAAACGAUAUUGAGAGAGUGACAUUUGAGUAAGAGUAAAAAUGAGUAUACGCGAACUGCCAGUGGAAUUGAAAAGAUUCGCAAAAGAAAAACUUGGUGAAGAUGAUAAUCAUUUAAUAGAAGAUGUAAAUUAUAUAGUAGACUGGGUGUCGAAACAGCCUCACCUGUGUAUACGUCAAGAUCCACAGUGGAUAGCAGGUUUUUUACGAGGUUGUAAACAUAGUUUAGAAAGAACAAAAGAAAAAUUAGAUACUUAUUAUACCAUUAAAACCCAUUUGCCUGAGCUUUUUCAAGAUCGUGAUCCAAAGCAGUCAAAGAUAGAAAAAUCACUUGAAUUCGGAAAUUAUUUACCGCUACCAACAACCGUCAAACCUGAUGGCCCGCGAGUUGUGUUAAUUCGCGGCGCAAUAUUCGAUUUCAAGAAAUUUGGCUUUCAAGGACUCCUGAAAAUAUUUUUCAUGAUUAUGGAUAUUUCACUGUUGGAUGAUGAUUGGCUUAAUGUUGCAGGGCAAGAUACUGUUAUAGAUCUCAGCGGAAGUCGCCUCGAGCACGCGAGCUACAUCACGCCUGCUCUAGUAAAGAAAGCCGUCACCUGUUUCCAAGAUGCCUACCCAAUUAGGAAUAAGAGCUUGCACUUUGUUAAUCCACCACCUACUUUCGAGACAAUUUUUAUACUUAUUAAGAGGUUCAUGAGCGAGAAAUUGAGAAAUCGAGUAAUGCUUCAUCGUGAAAUGGAUAAAGUUUUUGAUUAUAUCCCAAAACGUGUUUUCCCUUCUGAUUAUGGCGGUGACGCUCCUUCUAUUGCUAAAUUAACCAAAGAAUGGAAAAAAAAAGUAAUCGAGAAACAAGAGUGGUUUAUCGAAGACUCUCAAUACCGAGUGACAGAGUCAAAGAGGCCUGGAAAGCCAAUUACAGGAUUAGAUCUCUUUGGACUCGAGGGUAGUUUCAAACAACUUGACUUCGAUUGAAAUUUUAUAAAAAAAAAGUCCAAAAAAAACGUUGUAUAGCACUUUAAUUUAAAAUGAUAUUAAACAGUAAUUAUCUUAUCUA